Blastocystis hominis is the source of this 480-nucleotide messenger RNA. RefSeq lists its product as hypothetical. Lineage: Eukaryota; Bigyra; Opalinata; Blastocystidae. The transcript is spliced from 4 exons. The record is from RefSeq and is a predicted model, not a curated record. The coding region runs from base 1 to 480 and encodes 159 amino acids.
AUGUCCGGAUCGACGACAUUAGACAGUAUCAGUGCCUGUUUUAGUAAUCGUGUGGUUCCAUGGGAGACGCAGAGAGACGCUCUUUUAAAGUUGCGUGAACUCUGCAAAGACCCGCAGCGUCCUCUUCGGGCUAAUAUGAUUGAUUCAAAUAUCAAAAAUGGAUUAAUUAAAUGUGUAUCGGAUAAUCGAAGUGCUCUUGUGAGUGAAGCUUGCAAUACCAUUACUGAUCUCUGUCGAGCAAUCGGUCAACCAUUUGAAUUUGCAGCUUGUGAUAUUUUUAUUGGAAUUAUCGAUAAGUGUGCAUCUGGAGUGAACUCCAUUUCCAUGAAAGUGUCAGAGUGCUGCACAUCCAUCGUUACACUCAUCCACAUGGAGCGACUAAUCAACUACCUCGAGCGAUAUCUCAAAAGCAAAAGGCACUCUCCCAUCUCUCCUCUCACUGUAGCGAUAAAAUCCAAAUUGAAAUCUCUCGCUGUGUGA